Molecule: messenger RNA, 578 nt
Organism: Gavia stellata (red-throated loon)
Lineage: Eukaryota; Metazoa; Chordata; Aves; Gaviiformes; Gaviidae
Gene: MRPS18A
Product: mitochondrial ribosomal protein S18A
Exons: 6
Coding region: 2-574 (190 amino acids)
Biological process (GO): mitochondrial translation
Cellular component (GO): mitochondrial small ribosomal subunit; ribosome
Molecular function (GO): small ribosomal subunit rRNA binding; structural constituent of ribosome
Source: RefSeq, a predicted model, not a curated record
GAUGGCGGCGCCCAGCCUGCUGCGAGGGGGACUGAGGCGAUUGUUCACCGGGCUUUUCGGAAACGGCUGGGCCUCGCCGCCGGCCCGAGCCCUCCGUGAGGUCGUGGAGGUGACUGAAGGCAACACGACCACAAUUGAAGGGAGGAUUAUAGAGGAUGCUGAAACACCAACUCCUCCAAACCCCUCUGGCCAGUGUCCCAUCUGUCGCUGGAACCUGAAGCAUAAGUACGAUUAUGUGGACGUCUUGCUACUGAGUCAGUUUAUCCGUUCUGAUGGAGGGAUGCUGCCACGAAGGAUCACAGGCCUCUGUUUGGAGGAGCACAAGAAGAUUGCUGUCUGUGUGCAGAUGGCUCACCGUGCAGGUUUGUUGCCAAACCACAGGCCUCCACUUCCUGAAGGGCAUAUUCCCAAGAAACCCAGGCUCAACAGGUAUCUGACCCGCUGGUCCAUCAGAUCUGCAAAGCCCAUCUGGAGGAGGGGCCCUAAGUGGUGCAAAAAACCCAUGCCAGUCGGACACCCUUUGCUGAAAGAUAAUGUCAAAUAUACACAGAAGCCUCUCUGUUUAAACCACUAGUGAC